UCCACACCAGUUGUUCUCCACACGUCUUCCACUCAUUGCAAACUUGGACCAGGAGGAAGACAGGCACGCACACGUACACUCCAACACACACGCCCCAGAGGAAGGACCGAAGAUCGCUCACUGAAGAGCAAAUCCAAGUGAAAGAGGGAUAGUUGCCCUUCCACAUCGCGACCAGAACAUUGUCCAUCAUGGAGCUCUUCGAGACCAACCCUUACUUCUUCCCUGACCAGCGCUUCUAUGAAGGUGGAGAUAGCUACUUCCCCUCUCGCCUGCCUGGGGGGUUCGACCAAGCUGGCUAUCAGGACAGAAACUCCAUGAUGGGCUUGUGCGGGAGUCUUUCAGGCAAUGUUGGCGUUGCAGGAACAGAAGAAAAAGCUUCUCCAUCCAGCCUGUCGCCUCAGUCUGAACAGCACUGCCCCGGUCAGUGCCUACCGUGGGCCUGUAAGCUGUGCAAAAGGAAGACGGUGACCAUGGACCGCCGGAGAGCAGCCACGCUGAGGGAGAAGAGACGUCUGAAGAAAGUGAACGAGGCCUUCGAUGCUCUGAAGAGGAGCACCUUGAUGAACCCCAACCAAAGGCUACCCAAGGUGGAGAUUUUGCGAAGUGCCAUACAGUACAUAGAGAGGUUACAGGCGCUGGUGUCCUCCCUCAACCAGCAGGACACUGAGACGGGACAGACGGGGUUGCACUACCGACCCAACCCGGCCCAGCCCAGAGUGUCAUCGUCCAGCGAGCCCAGUUCCAGCAGCACCUGCUGCAGCAGCCCAGAGUGGAGCAGCACUCCGGAGCAGUGCUCGCAGAGCUACAGCAGUGAGGAUCUCCUGAGUGCUGCUGAAUCUCCUGAGCAGGGGAACAUGCAUGCUUUGACCUCCAUAGUGGACAGCAUCACUGGAGCUGAUGGAUCUGUGGCUUUUCCUGUAGACAUUCCCAAAUAGACCUUCCAUACUCAACCAUACACAAAUGGUAAUGAAACAACCAAUCCUAAAGGGUGACUUAGCUUUUAUUUUUAAGCGUCUACUGAUUUGAGUGUUUUGUCUUAUGCCAAAUAUUUGUGAUUGAUUAGAAUUGUAACUUUGCUGAUCCGAGGGUCUGAUGGUAAACCAAAUUCCUCCUUUCACAAUGAGGCCUUUUUUCCACUUAAAAAAAUUCCCUUAUGCAGUGGUCCGAACUGAUCUGUCAGAGUUGCAGAAACUUAGAUUUAAUGACUUAGCUGCAUGAACCCAAAACCCAAUCAGAGUGUAUCUCUGCGUUUCUACAGUAGAUCCACAGAGAAAUAAUAAAGGCUGGUUCUGAUUUUAUUUUGAAAUUUUUCCUCUUUUCAAAAUCUUUCCCUUGUUUGUGUGAGUUUUAUGCUUGAAAACAACAUGAGUUUUAUUUGUGGGGCCAAUAUGUACCAUGGCAGUUUUGACCAAGAUCUGCUUAAUUUAAACAGGUUAUGAAUGCUAGUGUUGUAAAUAUGUUCCCUUUUUUCUACAGAGUGGUUUUUGACAUUCGGUUUUUUAUUCUUUGCUAACUUAUUGUUGACUUUUAUAACUAUGAUUGUUGUGUAUUUGUAGAUGUUCUGAAAAGUGAUAUUUUCUGUUUAAUUCUCGCAAUAAAGACCAUUUUCAAUA
Molecule: messenger RNA, 1613 nt
Organism: Nothobranchius furzeri (turquoise killifish)
Lineage: Eukaryota; Metazoa; Chordata; Actinopteri; Cyprinodontiformes; Nothobranchiidae
Gene: myog
Product: myogenin
Biological process (GO): positive regulation of myoblast differentiation; positive regulation of transcription by RNA polymerase II; positive regulation of skeletal muscle fiber development
Molecular function (GO): RNA polymerase II cis-regulatory region sequence-specific DNA binding; DNA-binding transcription factor activity, RNA polymerase II-specific; protein dimerization activity
Source: RefSeq, a predicted model, not a curated record